CACUGAAAGGGGAGAGCUGCAAUGUCACAUUUCCUGAAAUGAAAGGGAAAAAUUGUCUGAGCGACAGCAGAGCAGUCGAGACAAGUCUCUCUGUUUCUCUCUAAAGAAACAUUCAACUGAUCAGCAGCUUUUUCUCAACAACAGCUGAAUCUCUGCCAAACACUGUUGGUGAUUUCAUAGAAAUAUGACCACUGAACUGCACAUAGUGUCGAUAUGUCUGCUGCCAGCUGUCUGCUGACUGAAGAUCAGUUUCUGUGCUCCAUCUGUCUGGAUGUGUUCACUGAUCCAGUCACCAUACCAUGUGGACACAACUUCUGUAAAACCUGCAUCACUGAACACUGGGACAUUAAUGUCCCGUUUCAGUGUCCCAACUGUAAUAAGGUUUUCUACACAAGACCUGAGCUGCAGGUCAAUACUUUCAUCUCUGAGAUGGCUGCUCAGUUCAGACAGUCAGCUCAACAGAAAGCCAGCAGCAGCAGCAGCUCAGAGAAACACAUGUCCAAACCAGGAGAAGUUCCCUGUGACGUCUGCACUGGAACCAAACUGAUGGCCCUGAAGUCCUGCCUGGUGUGUCUGGUCUCCUACUGUGAGACUCACCUGGAGCCUCAUCAGACAGUUUCACGUCUGAAAAAACAUCAUCUGAUCGACCCUGUGGAGAACCUGGAAGGCAGGAUGUGUACCAAGCAUGAUAAACUGCUUGAGCUGUUCUGUAAGACCGACCAGAUGUGUGUCUGUAUGCUCUGCACCUACUCAGACCACAAGACACAUGAUGUUGUUCCUCUGAAAGAAGAAUAUGAAGAAGAGAAGGCCAAGCUGGGAAAGACAGAGGCUAAAAUCCAGCAGAUGAUCCAGAAGAGACAACUGAAGAUUCAGGAGAUCAAACGCUCAGUGGAGCUCAGUGAGGAAGAUGCAGACAGAGAGAUAGCAGAUGGUGUUCAGGUCUUCACCGCUCUGAAGGAGUCUGUUGAGAGAAGCCAGGCUGAGCUCAUCGACACGAUCAAAGAGAAGCAGAGAAAGAUGGAGAAACAGGCUGAAGGCUUCAUCAAGGAGUUGGAACAGGAAAUCUCUGAGCUGAAGAAGAGAAGCACUGAGGUGGAGCAGCUCUCACAGUCUGAAGACCACUUCCACGUCCUCCAGAGCUUCACGUCCCUGAACGCUGCUCCACCCACUAAGGACUGGACACAAGUCAGCGUCCGUCCACCGUCAUAUGAGGGGACUGUGCUGAGAGCUGUUAAUCCGCUGGAGAAGAAGCUCAGUAAACAGAUGAAGAAAUUGUUGGAUGUUGAGCUGAAGAGGGUUCAGCAGUUUGCAGUGGAUGUGAUACUCGAUCCUGAUACAGCACAUCCAAAACUCAUCCUGUCUGAUGAUAGAAAACAAGUUAAACAUGGUGAUGUAAAGAAGAAUCUCCCAAACAAUCAAGAGAGAUUUGAUACUUGUCCUUGUGUCAUAGCAAAGCAGAGUCUUUCUUCAGGAAGAUUUUAUUAUGAGGUUCAGGUUAAAGGGAAGACCAAGUGGGAUUUAGGAGUGGUCAGAGAGUCGAUCAACAGGAAGGGAAAAGUCACACUGACUCCUCAGAAUGGUUACUGGACGAUAUGUUUGAUGAAUGAAAAUGAGUUUGAAGCUUGUGCUGACACCCUAAUUGAUCUCUCUCUGAAGUCUCGUCCUGAGAAGGUGGGGGUGUUUGUGGAUUAUGAGGAGGGUCUGGUCUCCUUUUAUGACGUUGAUGCUGCAGCUCUCAUCUACUCCUUUACUGGCUGCUCCUUCACAGAGAAACUCUACCCAUACUUCAGUCCCUGUACCAACAAUGGUGGUAAAAACUCUGCCCCUCUGAUCAUUUCUCCUAUUAAUCACACAAAGUAGAACAACCAUCUGAUUUUCUACAGAAAACUUCACUUUCAUUUAAUGUAAAAAGAAAAAAGACAUGGUGAUAUACAUGGUUGAUUUUUCAGAUUCUGAUCAAUGCGUUUUUUCCUUUUUUCUGUAAAUGUUUUUCUGAUGCGUCAAGUUACAUUACACAGAUUUUACGAAACCGAUUGAUUUGAAGGGUUUUAAGGUUUUACAUUUCAGAUUAAAAAACACAUUAAGGGA
Messenger RNA from Perca fluviatilis (European perch), 2088 nucleotides. RefSeq names its product E3 ubiquitin-protein ligase TRIM21-like. Bases 214 to 1860 code for a protein of 548 amino acids. Gene Ontology annotation, molecular function: protein binding; zinc ion binding. NCBI's taxonomy places the organism in Eukaryota, Metazoa, Chordata, Actinopteri, Perciformes, Percidae. The transcript has 3 exons. The record is from RefSeq and is a predicted model, not a curated record.